CGCGCGGCAAAUGGAGUCGGUGCUAGCGGAGCUGCUGCUAUCGCAGGACCGGGACCCCCGGGCCGCGCUGGCGGCGCUGUGCCGCGGGGAGGCGUCCGCGGAGCGCGUGGAGACGCUACGCUUCCUCCUGCAGCGGCUGGAGGAGCAGGGCAGCGGCGCGCUCCCCGAGGCGGCGGCGCGGGAGGUGGCGGCGGGGUUCCUGGUGCCGCUGCUGCGCGGGCGCGCGGGCGGCCCCGACGGCCCCGGGCCGCGCCGGCGCGUGCUGCGGGCGGCGGGCGCGGCGCUGCGCUCGUGCGCGCGGCUGGCGGGGACCCCGCCGCUGGCCGCCGCGCUGGCCGAGGAGGCGCUGCGGGAGCUGCGCGCGGGGCGCGGCGCCGAGGCGGCCCUGGAGGUGCUGGCGGCCGUCGGGCCCUGCCUGCGGCCGCACGAGGACGGGCCGCUGCUGGAGCGCGUGGCGCGCGCCGCCGCCGCGCCGGCACUGGCCGGGGACACGCGCCCCGAGGCCGCGGCGGCCGCGCGGCUGCUGGCGGCGCUGGGCCAGGGCGGCGGCGCCGCGCUGCAGGCCGUGUGGGGCGCGCUGGCCGCCGCGGGGCCGCCCCCGGGGCCCGAGCGCCUGGGCCCGGAGCUGCAGGUGCUGAGCGCGCUGGCCGAGCAGCUGCUGCCCGAGCCCGGCGCCCGCCACGCGGGGCCCGACGCACGGUGCUGCGGCCGCUUCUGGAAAACCGUGCGGGACGGACUGGGUCGCGCCGAGGACGCUCUGGCGCGCAGGCGCGCGCGCUUCCUGUUGCGGCGCGCGGUGGAGGUCUCCGCUGCGCCCGGCGCCUCCGACUGCGCCUGCGCCUGCGCCGACCCGGCAGGACCUGGCCCGAGUCUAUUUUGGUGGUCUGAGAAGAAAAAUGACCAGCUUCUAAAAUUCUGGGAAACUUACAUUUUAAUUAUGGAAACUCUGGAAGGAAAUCAGAUACAUGUUAUAAAGCCAGUCUUACCAAAGCUAAACAAUCUGUUUGAAUAUGCAGUGUCAGAAGAGAAUGGCUGUUGGCGCUUCCACCCUUCCUGGCACAUGUGUAUUUAUAAAAGAAUGUUUGAGAGUGAAAACAAAGUCCUGACCAAAGAAGGCGUUAUCCAUUUUUUGGAGCUGUUUGAAAUGAAGCCUCUUCCGUUUUCCCCAGAGCUUUCUGAGUUUAUUAUUGGCCCCCUAAUGGAUGCACUUUCAGAGAGUUCUCUGUAUGGCAGGUCCCCAAGCCAGCUGGUAGGAAGUGGUUCUCCAUUGGGAUUAAAGUUGCAGACGUUUUUAGUCACUUAUGUUUCUCUUCUUCCUGAAGAUACAAAGAGGAGCUUCCUCCUGAAGUUUCUUCAGCGGAUGACAGAUAGACACUGGUGUGCUGUGCCUAUUUUUUUUCUGUCUAAGGCAUUGGCAAGCGUCCCUAGAUGGAAGGCCCUGGGCAUCGAAGGGCUCCUGGCCCUCAGGGACGUUAUGCAGUGUACCAUGAUCACGCAUCAGACUCUGCUGAGAGGAGCUGCGCAGUGCUAUCUUCUUCAGACUGCUAUGAAUUUGCUGGAUGUGGAGAAAGUGUCACUCUCUGAGGUCUCCACUUUUCUUGUGUCUCUAAGACAAGAGGAGUCUUUGGGACGAGGAACCACGCUGUGGGCAGAGCUCUGUGAGUGGUUGUGUGCUAAUGAGCAUUGCUUUAGGCAGUCCUCAGCUGGCUCCGAUGAACUCCACGAGACAUCUUUAAAUGAAUUUGUGAAGAGCCUUGUUCAUGAGUAUGUCAAGUCACCUGCUUGGGAGACUGAAGAAAGCUGCUAUGUGAUGCCUGACUGGUCAGAAGCCAGGCUGACAGCCCUGAUGGUCUUGUUGGCUAUAGAUGUGGAGGGCCUGAGGACAUCCUUCAGUGAAAAGCGGAGGACCCAGAAUGUGUUGAGGAUAUUCUUAGACCCCCUGCUGGACGCCCUGGGGAAGCUUGGUACCAAUGCCUACAUGCCCUUGCUCAGGGCAGACCGAUGCCUCCAGCUGCUGUUGACACUAUUGCACACUUGCACCAUGAGAGGUCCCACUUCCCAGGAUGACGAGGUGCCUACCCUUCUGGAGAACUUCAUCCUGCCCGCCACAGAGAGUGUGGCCCAGUUCAUUCUCAGGAGACUCACUGUGGAUGAGCUGUGGAGUCUUGCAGAUCUGGACCGCUGCCAGCUAUACCUGCAAGUGUUCACCCGGCUCGCCACCCUCCAUGCGAAGGUGGGGUGGAAAAGGGGCAAUCCCGUCUGCAGAAUUGUUCCUCCUCUGGAGAACGCUUGCAUUCGCCAUCUUCAGGAGAUGGACAGUGGACAGGAGCCCAUGCUCGCUCGUCAGAUCCAGAGAGCGGUGAGCAUGGCUGCCCUGGCCGCUGUCUGUAAGGCUGCUAACCAGCAGCCUGCACUCCGGCCGGAGUCCCUCGGUGCUGGGCCUGUGGACAGGUUCCUUUCUGCUCUUCCGCUUAACCAGACACUGCAAAAGCCCUGCGUGGAGGAGCAGAGCAGCACGUGCUCCCUAGGAGGCGGCAGUUAUUCUGAGGAAUUCCCUUUAUCAUCACAAGGAUGGGGGAAGAUAGUCGCACAGUUUAUCCAUGACCAGUGGGUCUGCCUCUCCUUCCUGCUCAAGAAUCACCACACCCUCAUACCUGCCUCAGAAUGCGAUGUCCCAGAGCCCUCUCUCCCCGCUGUCCAGAUGCCAGCUGGGACGCUGCGGGCCGCACUGGAUGCGCUGGCGGUCCUGCCUGCUGACCGAGUCUUGCCUGUGUUCUCCUGUAUGAAGAUGUUAGUUCCCAGGCUCCUGACCUCCUCUGAAGCGCUCUGCGCAGAGUCCUUCGACGUGGCUUGGAAGGUUACGUCAUCUUCAAGCAACACUCAGCUGACCUUCUGGCCUAACUUGAAAGCUUUUGUUCAGUUCGUGUUUGAUGACAAAGUUCUUACUGCUGCUGCGAAAGUCAAGGGCCGGGCUUACUUGAGAGUAAAGGAGAUCAUGCACAAGGUCAUUGAAAUGUCAGCUGUGAAAACAGGCGUUUUCAACGUGCUGAUAACUCAUUGCUGCCGUUCUUGGGCUCUGUCGGCUGCCAGUGCGUCCCGGGGAUCUCUGUCGGUGGCCAAAAGUUACUGCGAGCUUGUCCUGGAGGCUUGCGUGUUUGGACCUGUGUUCCGCCGAGAUCAAAGACUUAUUCAGGAUGUCCAGACAUUCAUAGAAAGCCUGGGACCGGCCUGUGCGGCCAAUGUCGUCAUGGAAAGCACCAGAAGAGAAGACUGUUAUGUGAGAAUUUGUGUUGUCAAAUUCUUAUGUUUAUUGGAUGGCUCCAACAUUUCCCACAGGUCAUUUAUGGAAGAGCUUGUAAUCAAGUUAUUGGAUAAAGAUGAGCUGGUGUCCACGUCCAGAACUCGGUACUAUGAGAACUCAUUGCAGCACCGGGUGAAGAACCGCAUAUGGCAGACGCUGCUUGUCCUUCUCCCCAGACUGGACCAGAACUUCUUGAGUGGAAUUAUUGACAAGAUUUUCCAGGCUGGCUUCACCAACAAUCAGGCUUCCAUAAAAUACUCUGUGGAAUGGGUUAUCAUAUUGCUGCUCCAUACAUUCCCUCAGUUUCUUCAAAAGUUCUGGGAUUGCUUUUCAUCUGGUGAAGAAAAACUGAAAACAAGCGUUUGUACAUUUUUAUCUGUCCUGUCACAUUUGGGCAUCAUCAUUCAGAAUAUUCCAGAAAAGAAGCCCGCGCUGCGGCAGGCCCUUGCCAUCGCCCUGCAGUGGUGUCUCAGCCACAACUUUAGCAUCCGGCUGUAUGCACUGGUCGCCCUCAAGAAAGUCUGGCAGCUGUGUCGAGCGAUGGGUGUGGAGGAGUGUGCCGCGUGGACCUCGGUGAUCGAGUGCAGCCUCAGCCAGGCAGAAAGCUUGCAUGCUGCAGGGAAUGCCAGGAGAAACUGGCAGCGCAUCCAGGAGCACUUCUUCUUUGCACGGUUCCACCCGCUGGAGGACUAUUGCCUGGAGACCAUAUUUUACACCCUCCCGCGGCUGUCGGGCAUGGUGGAGGAGGAGUGGCUAUCCCUUGGCAAAUUUUGUAGCUUCCCAGACGUGCCAUCUGAUGCAGGCUCCCAGUGGUACCUCUCCCGGACUCUGCUCCAGGAUCUAAGUCCAGGAGACUGCUCUCAGCAGGAUACAGGCUCUCCAGCUGGUGAGGACAGCCAGGUGGAGGGGACCAAUGUGCAGAAGAAGAUCAUCCCAUGGAGACUGAGCGCCCUGGAUGCAGAGCUGGAAGUUGAGGCCCAGGACCGAGCUGCCCGGCUUGGGAAGGCUGUGGGUAGACUGAUUGUGGUGGCCUCUCUCAUUGACAAGCCCACCAACUUAGGAGGGUUGUGCCGGACCUGCGAGGUGUUCGGGGCUGCGGCGCUAGUGGUGGGCAGCCUCCAGUGUGUCCACGACAAACAGUUUCAACACCUCAGCGUAUCAGCAGAACAGUGGCUUCCUCUCCUGGAGGUGAAGCCAGCACAGCUGGUUGAUUAUCUGCAGCAGAAAAAGUCAGAAGGCUACACCAUCAUCGGAGCGGAGCAGACGGCCCAAAGCUCAGGCCUCGACCAGUACUACUUCCCCGAGAAGUCGGUGCUCCUAUUAGGAAAUGAACGGGAAGGGAUCCCGGCUAGGCUGAUCCAGCAGCUGGACGUGUGUGUGGAGAUCCCGCAGCAGGGUGUGGUCCGGUCCCUGAACGUGCACGUGAGCGCGGCGCUGCUGAUCUGGGAGUACACGCGGCAGUGGGCAAGGCAGGCUGGGCAUGCCCCUCCCACCCCAGAGCAGAGCGCCAGCUGAGACCGGACUCAGUCUGAGGACAGAAUACCAAAGCCUUUCUCGUGCCUUAUUUACCUGUGCAAGUCACCCUUUUGGGUGUCAGUCCUGGGGCCAAACUCAGGGCCUGGGCACUGUCCCUGAGCUUUUCUGCUCAAGACUAGAGCUC
Dipodomys spectabilis (banner-tailed kangaroo rat) is the source of this 4961-nucleotide messenger RNA. RefSeq names its product TAR (HIV-1) RNA binding protein 1 (gene Tarbp1). The transcript is spliced from 30 exons. Bases 11 to 4816 code for a protein of 1601 amino acids. Gene Ontology annotation, molecular function: RNA binding; tRNA (guanine) methyltransferase activity. Gene Ontology annotation, biological process: tRNA methylation. Lineage: Eukaryota; Metazoa; Chordata; Mammalia; Rodentia; Heteromyidae. The record is from RefSeq and is a predicted model, not a curated record.